Molecule: messenger RNA, 1712 nt
Organism: Chiloscyllium plagiosum (whitespotted bambooshark)
Lineage: Eukaryota; Metazoa; Chordata; Chondrichthyes; Orectolobiformes; Hemiscylliidae
Gene: pgk1
Product: phosphoglycerate kinase 1
Biological process (GO): gluconeogenesis; glycolytic process
Cellular component (GO): cytosol
Molecular function (GO): ATP binding; ADP binding; phosphoglycerate kinase activity
Source: RefSeq, a predicted model, not a curated record
UGGAAAAAACCGUCCAUUUCUCUCGAGGUCAUUGAGGUGAAGUUUGUGAGACAGGGAUUCCUGAUAUUUUAAAGCAAGAAAAAUAUAUUAGUAUUUUUAAAAAUAAGGAAAGAUGUCUCUGUCUAAUAAACUGACCUUGGAUAAGGUGGACGUGAAGAAUCAGAGAGUAGUGAUGAGGGUGGACUUCAAUGUACCAAUGAAGAAUAAUCAGAUCACUAACAACCAAAGGAUUAAAGCUGCAAUUCCAAGUAUUCAGCAUUGUUUAAACAGUGGAGCCAAGUCAGUGGUGCUCAUGAGCCACUUGGGAAGGCCUGAUGGCAUCCCUAUGCCUGAGAAGUUCUCACUGGCACCAGUUGCAGAGGAAUUGAAGAAACUUAUGGGAAGGAAUAUUAUCUUCCUGAAAAAUUGUGUUGGAUCUGAAGUUGAAGAGGCAUGCGCUAACCCGGCUAAUGGAAGUGUGAUUCUUCUGGAAAAUCUGCGCUUUCAUGUUGAAGAGGAGGGCAAGGGGAAAGAUGCGUCUGGGAAUAAGAUAAAAGCGGAUGAUGAAAAGGUCAAGUCUUUCCGAGCUUCACUGUCCAAGUUGGGUGAUGUGUAUGUCAAUGAUGCUUUUGGAACAGCACACAGAGCUCACAGCUCCAUGGUUGGUGUAAAUUUGUCAAAGAAAGCAGCUGGCUUCUUGAUGAAGAAAGAGCUUGAGUAUUUUGCCAAAGCUCUAGAAACCCCUGAAAGACCAUUCCUUGCCAUUCUGGGUGGGGCUAAAGUUCAAGACAAGAUUCAGCUCAUCAGUAACUUGCUAGAUAAGGUGAAUGAAAUGAUUAUCGGAGGUGGCAUGGCCUUUACAUUCCUGAAAGUCCUCAAUAAGAUGGAGAUUGGUACUUCCCUCUACGAUGAAGAAGGCUCUAAAAUAGUCAACGAUUUGAUGGCUAAGGCUAAGAAGAACGGUGUGAUCAUCACACUGCCUGAAGAUUUUGUGAUCGCAGAUAAAUUUGAUGAAAAUGCCAAUACUGGAGCAGCCACAGUGGCUGCAGGAAUUCCAGCAAAUUGGAUGGGUCUUGAUUGUGGUCCUGAGAGUGUUAAGAAGUUUGUUGCUGCUGUGGGCAGGGCCAAGCUGAUUGUGUGGAAUGGUCCUGUUGGUGUUUUUGAGUGGGACAAGUUUGCCAAUGGCACCAAGGCAGUUAUGGACAAGGUUGUGGAAGUUACCCAGAAAGGCUGUAUCACUAUUAUUGGUGGUGGCGAUACAGCCACUUGCUGUGCCAAGUGGAACACUGAAGACAAAGUCAGCCAUGUUAGCACUGGAGGUGGAGCCAGUUUAGAACUGCUUGAAGGUAAAGUUCUCCCAGGAGUAGAUGCUCUCAGCAACAUCUAAGGACGAGACAACAAGUUGGGUUCCCUUGCACACAUGCCUCAAGGAUUUCACUCUUAUGCUUUAGAAUAUUCAAAAAGUAAUUGUUUCAAUAAUGUAGAUCAUUGUAAAUGAUGAAAAUUAGCUUGUUGCUGUCUUGUUUUAUGUAUAUAUAAUGUAGUCCUAAAGUAAUUUGUUCAGUUUUGUCCAAUUUUUAUGUAAUCAAUUGUCCACUUAUAAUGUUGAAAUGGCUUUACAAGCAAUUAUUGUCUUUCAUGGACUGUAGAGCACUGAUGCACCAAAGUAAGUUUACAAUUCUGUUUUCACUGGAAAUGGACUGUAAUGACUGCUGAAUAAAUAAAUGUGCAUA